Messenger RNA from Phaedon cochleariae (mustard beetle), 1254 nucleotides. The record is from the annotation of a GenBank genome assembly. Lineage: Eukaryota; Metazoa; Arthropoda; Insecta; Coleoptera; Chrysomelidae.
UGAUAACGCAAUUGUUUUUCUGAAGAUGUCACAUAAUAAUAAUCAACGAAAUCAUAAAUCAAGUGUUUGGCCUAAAUUGAGGUUUGAGAGACAUAUAAAUCCGUAGUAUAUCAGAAUCAAAUUGAGUAGUGAGUGAGAAGCUGGAAACAACCAUGCAAUUUUUAAUACCCGUCGUAAUACUGUGUGUAUCAUUGGUGGAUAGCCAAAAAGUGCUGUACAAUAAUGAGAUCGGCUAUAACAAUGGGUACUACUAUGCAUUCUGGAAAGAUAGUGGCAGCGCUACCUUCACCCUAGAAUCAGGCGGUCGCUACGCUGGAAAUUGGACCACUAGCACCAACAACUGGGUAGGCGGUAAAGGCUGGAACCCCGGCAGCAGUUGGCGGACAGUGAACUAUUCGGGUUAUUACGGCAUCAACGAAUAUGCCAACUCUUACCUGUCACUCUACGGCUGGACCACCAACCCCCUGAUAGAGUAUUACGUGGUGGAGAGUUACGGCUCUUACAGCCCACUCAACUGCCCAGGAGGCACUGACGAAGGCAGUUUCACCAGUGGGGGUGCCACUUAUCAAGUUCGCAAAUGCAGGCGCACCAAUGCACCUUCGAUCAUCGGAACCCAAUCCUUCGAUCAAUAUUUCAGCGUGCGAACCCCGAAGAAGGGGUUCGGUCAGGUGUCCGGCUCAGUCAACUUCGCCGACCACGUGCAAUAUUGGGCGAGCAGAGGCUUGCCAUUGGGCACUCAUGCGCAUCAGAUAUUUGCCACAGAAGGCUAUCAGAGCAGUGGUUUCGCUGAUAUCACCGUGAGCUAAGUUACCAGCACUGGUGCAAGCAGAAGUAUAUGAUGAAUAGAGAAUGAAAUGUUCAUUAAUGAAAAUUUUGAAAGAUUAUAUUAAUAUAUUCCGUAAACACACUGCAAAUCAUUUUCAAUGGGAAUCUUGGUGGAUGUUCACUGAAAAAGAUGUGAAUUUUCAUUCAGGAAGGGUAGACUCUUCUUAGAAUUCAUAUAUCCAUAUAAUUGAAAUAUCGAUCAUCAUUCUGCAUUAUGAAUCAGGGUGGAUAACGGAUUUUCGAAUUCUGAAUUUUUGUGUCCUUCAGGCUCGUUUUUCUGAGAUUCCAUUCCUCGAAGAUUUUCAUGAUUCUACCAUACAGAUAUAAUUCCAAUAAUUAAUUGAAUGAUUGAGAUGAAAAAUCCACCCUUCUUGUGUGGUUUCCACAGAACUAUCGUUUCAAAUCCAUAUCCAGCGUGGUAAUAGCCAG